AUGGCGGGCGGCGCUAGCAACACCAGCAGCGCUCCAGGGCUCAUCCAUCGCCACUUCUUUGGGCUCAAAGGCAGUGUGCACAACAACGUUGCGUUCGCAGAGGAGAGUGUGCUCGUUUAUCCGUGCGGCCACAAUGUCAUCAUCUACAAUCUUGAGUCCAAGGAGCAGCAGUUUAUACAUGGCGUCGAGACUACGGGGCGCGGUAUCACGGCACUCGCCGUGUCGCCCAAUAAGCGCUACGUGGCCGUGGCGGAGCAGGCGGAGCGCGCGGUUGUGCACAUCCACGACCUCAAUACGCUGCGACGCCGCAAGACGCUAACACCUAGUGACGGUCUGGCGGAAACUUUUGUCUGGGUGGCGUUUUCAGGCGAUAGCAAGUACUGCAUCACGCAGGGAGGCGCACCAGACUGGGUGCUUUCGCUCUGGUUGUGGGAGAAGACCAAGCUGCUCGCGAGCGUCAAAGCCUCAACGCCUCAAGGCAACGUCAUUCAUCAGGCAGAUUUCAGUCCAAAUGAACCUCUAACGAUAUGUGCGAGUGGCAACGGACUGCUAAAGUUCUUCCGAUUCACAGACGGCCAGCUGAGAUUACAGGCGACGCCGCUGAAGCGUGAGCCCGCGCACUUCCUACGACAUGCUUGGGUCUCGGACGACCGCGUUGUAGCAGCAGCAGACUCAGGUGAACUGUGGCUGUUCGAACAGUUUGAGUUUAGACAGAUCUUGACGCCAGCGACUACUGGCGCAACGGGAGACGGCAGCUACGUGAGCUCCUUGUUGGGCUACUCCAAGGGCUUCGUUUGUGGCGGGUCGGGAGGUUGUGUGCGCAUUUACGACCGAAGCGAUGACGGAGGAUCGCGCGAGUACUACAAAAAGGCAAAAACGUUUCGAAUCGAGGGUGAUACUAGCACUAUCAAGGACUUGGCUAUCAGUCCUAGUGAAGAUCUGCUCGUUUGCUCCCUUGAGAACAACCAUAUGUACGCACUUACACUCUCAAGCACCGAUAUCCUCAAGGAAGACGCCAUGAACUUCGAGGUCGUCUCGACGGCUUUCCAUGCACCGAGUAGCAGUGGGAGCUGUCAUAUCACUGGACUUGACACGUGCAUUCGUAAGCCGCUAGUGGUGACUUGUGCGCUCGAUCGAUCUGUGCGCGUGUGGAAUUACUUGGACAAGUCAACUGAUAUCCUUAAAUUCUUCCGCGAAGACGCUUUGUGUGUGGCCUUCCAUCCAUCCGGCUUGCACGUCGCUGUGGGCUUUACAGAUAAGCUACGAUUGCUCAACGUCCUUAUGGACGACAUUCGCUCUUGUCGUGAGUUUACUAUCAAAGGCUGUCGAGAGGUGCGUUUCUCGAAUGGAGGUCAGUUCUUCGCCGCAGCAAACAACAACGUCGUCCAUGUGUAUGCCACAUACACAGGGGAGUUGGUGUCCGUGCUACGUGGCCAUUCGAAUCGCGUGACGGCGAUUUCAUGGAAAUCUGGCGACCGAAAGCUACUAACAUGUGGAGCUGAUGGUACAGUCCUCCUCUGGAGUCUCCGUUCAGCAUCAAAAGCUGGCGAUGGCCACUCACAGGCACGUUGUUCAUACAUUGAUGCCGCGCUAUCUCCAGAAGGGGACGUGGCGUACGUAACAGGCUCUGAUAAUAUGCUCAAGGAGAUUGAUACGGCUACGGGUUUGGCACGAAACGAGCUUUGGGUCGGCGGUAGUGGGGCUGCAUUAGGCCCAUUAGCUCUCGCAAACUCACAGCAAGUGCUUUUUGUCGGAUCGGCAGAGCCAGGUCGUCCCGGUACGGUGAGGCUAUACCGUUUGCCAUUCGAGAAAGACCACCCGCUACCAACAACGACGUUGUUGAGUGGUGGUGUAACUACUUCUCCGGGAUCUGUAUCACCCACAGCCCAGACUGGAUCUACGUUAGCUGCUGCUUCUGCAGGUACAGGCUCAGCGUCCCAGGCCUACACUGAGUACCAUUGCCAUGACCUCCCGGUGUCACGACUUCGACUAUCGUUCGACAACCAGUUCCUCUUUUCUACAGGCGAAGAUGGAUCGUUGUGUAUCUUCGAGACGCAAAACGUCAUCGGAAAAGGAGGAAGCGUUGGUGCUAGUAGCGGUCCAGGAGGUGGCACUGUUGGGUCUCGAGAAGCUCGAAGUGAUAGCAUGACACUUGGUGGCGGUGGUGCUAACGGCUCGGGUUUACCCUUUGCAGAGGAAAUUCUGGUUACCAAAUCGGAUCUAGAAGAGAAGAAUCGUCUUAUGAACGAGCUGAAGUCCAAGGUGGACGAGUUGACGCUGCACAACGAGUAUCAGCUUCGAUUAAAGGAUCUCAACUAUAAGGAGAAGAUCAAAGAGGUAUCCGACAAGUUCACCGCUGAGCUAACGCAAGAUCGACAACGCUGUGGCGACUUGCAGAGUGACAAGACGGAAAUGGAGAAUGAGUACCAGAAGAAAAUGCGCGAGAUGGCUGCAACGCACCGAAGUGAGAUACAAGAGCUGAAAACCACGUACGAAGCCAAAGUCGAGGCUGAAAAAGCACGCUACGCAGCACUAGAACAGGCACGUGGUGAGCAGAACACUCGGUUCGAGGAGGAAAGUCAUCUACUCGUUGAGAGCCACACACAAUUCCUAGCGGAAAUGACAACCGAGUACGAGCAAAAGUUCGCUCAUGAGCAGGAAUUGCAGGCAGUCUGUGAGCAGGCUAAGAAUGAGCUCAUUGCCACAAAUGAAGCGCUGAAGCGUUCUCUUGAAGAGGAUGCAGAGCUCGAGGUAGACGAGCUGAAGAGUAAGUACGAGCUGAAGCUGUCAGACGAGCGUGAGGCGACACUACGCCUUAAAGGCGAAAAUGGCAUUAUGAAGAAGAAAUUCUCGGCCUUGCAAAAGGACAUUGAAGACCAACGCGAGGAGAUCCGAUCUCUUGAAGAGAAAGGGAAGGAGCUGACAGAGAAUAUUCGCGGUCUUGAAAAAGAUAUCCAAGGUCACAAGAAGGAGAUUCGAGAGCGUGAGGAGACGAUCCAAGACAAGGAGAAGCGUAUCUACGACCUGAAGAAGAAGAACCAGGAGUUGGAGAAGUUCAAAUUCGUGCUGGACUACAAGAUCAAGGAGCUGAAGCGCCAGAUUGAGCCGCGCGAGCAGGAAAUUGCAGAUAUGAAGACGCAAAUCGAAGAGAUGGACGCAGAGCUAGAGCAAUACCACAAGAGUAACGCGGCGUUAGAUCUCAUGAUCGGAGAGCUGCGACUUAAGAUGGACGGCAUGCAAAAAGAGCUCAGCUUGCAAGCUACACAGGUGGCGCUGGGUAAGGCGCUAGUACGACAAGUACAGACAGAUUUGCUAGGGUGUGCACAGCUUCUGGAUAACAAGAAGGCGCUCAAGGUCGCCGUCAUGGCACUGAACAAGAAGUACGAGGACGGUGUCACACCCGACGCGAAGGAGCCCAACUCGCAGGCCGAGUACAACCGCCAGCGUGAAUAUCUCGAGAAAGAAGUUGAAUCGCUUAAGCGAAAGAUCAUGAAAGGCAUGGCCAUCAGCGAAAGCGAGCUGCAUCGGCUACAGCGCGAAAACGCAAUACUAACCACACAGGUCAAUGAGCUGCGGCGCGAGUUCCACAACGUGCGCAUGCAGACCCAAGAAGUACGUGACGCCAAGUACAAAUCUACCCUUUCGAUCGCCAAUAGUGCUGUGAACAAGAAGCUCUCAGUGAGCACUGAGGUGAUGCGUGAGCGCAAAGAGAAGAUGCGUGAGGCAGAGUUCCAGAAAGAGCACAUCCUGCAACUCAAAGCCCGCAUCACCGAGCUGCAGAAGACGCUUGGAGGCGGCCUCAAGUUUGCAUUAUCUGGAUCUAGCAAUUCUUCCCAGCACAGACAGCAGCAGCAUAGAAGACCGGCUCCACCAGCAGCGCAGCGCCUUCCACCUGUAUAA
Messenger RNA from Phytophthora infestans T30-4, 3900 nucleotides. Its product is annotated as WD domain-containing protein, putative. Gene Ontology annotation, molecular function: protein binding. The coding region runs from base 1 to 3900 and encodes 1299 amino acids. Lineage: Eukaryota; Oomycota; Peronosporomycetes; Peronosporales; Peronosporaceae. The transcript has 2 exons. The record is from RefSeq and is a predicted model, not a curated record.